AUGGCUUUAAACUCGCCCCCUCAAACAACCAUCGUGACCCGUGAAGAUGUACGUGAAAUCAUCAAGGAAGCUAUCCAGGAGCAGUUUGCUUCUAUGCUUGAGCAAAUAAACGCUUCAAUACUCAAAGUCGUAAACAAAGAGCUUGAGCCGAUAAAGAGUGAGUUCGCUGACAUGAUAGCAUCACUAAAUUUCCACGCAAAAGAGCUUGAAGAAUAUCAGUUAGAACAUAAAGCUUUGAAAACCUCUCUAAAAGAUUUACAGACUGAGAAUACUAACCUCAAGAAGUCAGUGGCAGAUAUGGGCAUUCGAAUUAACUAUUUGGAGCAACAGACGCGUUCAACUAAUCUAGAACUUCAAUGCUUGCCAGAAAAUAAACAUGAAAAUCUCUACACGGUCAUUAAGCAACUGGGAACUGUCGUUGGAUGUAAGUUGAGCGACGCCGAUAUUCAUCACUGUACCCGUGUAGCCAAACUACAAAACUCUGGUUCCCGCCCGCGAUCCGUUGUUGUUCAAUUGGCCUCCCCUAGAAUUCGUGACCUGAUCUUGUCUUCAGUCAUAAACUUCAAUAAGGGUAAGAAUAACAUUGAGAAACUUAAUACUUCGGACCUAGGACUAGCUGGUGAAAGGAAGCCAAUAUAUGUGCAAGAACACCUGUCUCCCUCUAAUAAAGCACUGCAUGCUGCUGCUAGGCUAAAAGCAAAAGAAAAAGGAUUUAAAUUUGUGUGGGUCAGAAAUGGUAGAAUCUUUGUAAGAAAAACAGAUGUGUCCGAACAUAUCCUCGUUAAAAAUCUAGACUCAUUGAAUAAAUUAAUCUGA
This is a messenger RNA of Helicoverpa armigera (cotton bollworm), 816 nucleotides long. RefSeq lists its product as uncharacterized. The transcript has a single exon. Bases 1 to 816 code for a protein of 271 amino acids. The record is from RefSeq and is a predicted model, not a curated record. Lineage: Eukaryota; Metazoa; Arthropoda; Insecta; Lepidoptera; Noctuidae.